UACUUUCUCUGCCUUCCUGGUGUAACUCAUACUGCAAUGGCUUUUGCGGACCAGUGCUCAUUAUAUCUAGCGAAAAUAAUCGAAAGGAAGCUUGUGAAACAUUAUUAGCUUUGUCCUUGUAGCGGUAAUAGUGUGUAGAUUUUUUGGGCAAGUCGUUUCGGAGUUAUUGCCGUUAAUCGCUGAAUAAGUGACAAAUAUCGAAAACAGUCGGUCGGUACACGUGUAAUGACAGUUAUACGUUUUACUUUCCAUCUGCCUGCUAAAGUCUUAUUUUUGAACACGUUUGAGUUGUAGAAUGUUUACGGUGAACCAAAAACACUGGAAUACUAACACAGAGGAUCUGUCUGGUCACCUAAGUGAAUUUAUAUCCUGCAAAAAAUAUUAGCGAUAUCAGCUGACCAACACUCUCAUUCGGCUGGACCUUCUCUCUCUCGGCUGCUACAUCUCUCUGGAAUGAUGGAGGGAAAGAGAUCAGACUCACCAGAACCCAGCUGUGUGUCCAUGAAGAGCGACUGGUCAAUGGAAAAGCCAGUUGUCUUCAGAGACAUAGCCAAUUCUGCUGAUGUGAGACCACAAAAGAAGAACUCAAACAUCAGCAGAAAUCAAUUGAAGUGCAUAUUCAAGGAGCUGGAACACAAAGUCAUCACUCUGAUAAAGAAUGAGCUGAAGAGUUUUAGGAAGCAACUGAGUCCAGAUUACCCAGCAUGCACUGAGAAGGAGGUGGAGGAUGAGGCAGAUCUGCGUCAGAGAGGGAGUGCUGAAGAUCACACUGCACGUCCUGAAGAACAUGAACCACACAGAUCUCGCUAACACACUGCAGAACAAAUCUCUGAUGUCUGUGUACCAGCCAAAGCUGAAAUGCAACCUGAGAGAGAAGUUUAAAAGUAUUAAUGAAGGAAUCUCACAGCAUGGAAGCUCAGCACUUCUGAAUGAGAUCUACACAGAGCUCUACAUCACAGAGUAUUGGAGUGGAGACGUCAAUAAUGAACAUGAGGUGAGACAGAUUGAGUCAGCAUCCAGGAGACCAGCAACACAGGAGACACCCAUCAAUUGUAAUGAUCUCUUUAAAGACAAGCCCAUCAGAAGUGUUCUGACUAAAGGAGUUGCUGGAAUUGGAAAAACAGUCUCUGUGCAGAAGUUCAUUCUGGACUGGGCUGAAGGAAAAGCAAAUCAGGACGUCACCUUCAUGUUUCCACUUCCCUUUCAAGAGCUGAAUCUGAUGAAGCAGAAAAAUCUCAGUCUGAUGAAUCUUCUUCAUCACUUUUUUCCAGAAAUAAGAAAACUACAAGUAAUAGACUGUGACUCCUACAAAGUGGUGUUGAUCUUUGAUGGUCUGGAUGAGUGUCGACUUCCUCUAAAUUUCCAGAAGAAUGAGAGACGGUGUGAUGUGACAGAGUCAGCCUCAGUGGAUGUGCUGCUGACAAACCUCAUCAAGGGGAAUCUUCUUCCCUCUGCUCUCCUCUGGAUAACCUCUCGACCAGGAGCAGCCAAUCAGAUCCCUCCUGAGUGUGUAGACCUGGUAACAGAGGUACAAGGGUUCAGUGAUCCUCAGAAAGACGAGUACUUCAGGAAAAGUAUCAGUGAUCAGAUCCUGACCAAUAAAAUCAUCUCACACAUGAAGUUUUCAAGAAGUCUCUACAUCAUGUGCCACAUCCCAGUCUUCUGCUGGAUCUCAGCCACUGUUCUAGAGAGAAUGUUGGGUGAAGCAGAGUGUGGAGCGAUCCCCAGGACACUGACUCAAAUGUUCACACACUUCCUGAUCUUUCAGAUCAAACACAAGGACCAAAAGUACCAUCAGAAAUGUGGCCCUGAUCCUCAGCAGACCAGAGAGAGUAUCCUGGCACUGGGAAAACUGGCUUUCCAACAGCUGGAGAAAGGCAACCUGAUCUUCUAUGAGGAAGACCUGAGAGAGUAUGGUAUUGAUGUGAGAAAAGCGUCAGUGUACUCAGGAGUGUGUACCCAAAUCUUCAGAGAGGAGUUUGGGCUUCACCUGGGGAAAGUGUUCAGCUUUGUACAUCUGAGUGUUCAGGAGUUUCUGGCUGCUUUAUACACAUUUCUCUCCUUUAUGUUUAGAAAGACAAAUGUGCUAAUGGAGCAAAGCACUGGACUUUUUCAUUUCUUCAGAAAUCCAAACAUGCCUGAUUUCCUGAGGAGUGCAUUGGACAAGGCCUUACAGAGUGAGAACGGACACCUGGACCUGUUUUUCCGCUUCCUUCUGGGUCUCUCACUAGAGUCCAGUCAGACUCUCUUACGAGACUUAAUGCCACAGACAGGAAGGAGCUCUCACAGCAAACAGGAAACAGUCAAGUACAUCAAGGAGAAGAUCAGGGAGAAUCCAUCUCCAGAGAAAUCCAUCAAUCUGUUCCACUGUCUGAAUGAACUGAAUGAUCAUUCUCUAGUGCAGGAAGUACAAACUUACCUGAACAGAGGAGGUAACAAUCAUCUCCGUGGAAUCAGACUCUCUCCUGCUCAGUGGUCAGCUCUGGUGUUUGUGUUAUUGAACUCAGAUCAGGACCUGGAUGUGUUUGAUUUAAAUAAAUAUGACCCAUCAGAUGAAUGUCUUCUGAGGCUUCUGCCUGUGGUCAAAGUCUCCAGGAAAACUUUGCUAUAUGAGUGUAAUCUGACAGAGGAAAGCUGUCGAGUUCUGUCCUCGGUUCUCAGCUCAAACUCCUCCAGACUGAGAGAACUGAACCUGAGUAACAAUAAACUGCAAGAUUCAGGAAUGAAGCUGCUCUCUGCUGGACUGCAGAACCCACACUGUACAAUGGAGAUACUGAGGAUGUGUAACUGCAGUAUUACAGAUGAAGGCUUUGCUGCUCUGGCUUCUGCUCUGAGGUCAAACUCCUCAUCACACCUGAGAGAACUGGAUCUGAACGGUAAUAAUCCAGGAGAAUCAGGAGUGAAGCUGCUCUCUGAUCUACUGAAGGAUCCACACUGUAAACUGGAGACACUACAAAUUAAGAAUUAUAAACUCACCAGGACUGGUGUAUGACAGUAGUCUCACCUCAAACCUAUUUUCCAGAAUAAAGCAGUUUUGGUGAAGCGUUAGAACCCGUCCCGCAUUUCCAGCAGUUUGGGAGCUGAAUCAUUUAUAUUCAGAUGUAGAAGUUCCAUAACAAUAACCGUGACUGAUCACAUCUUUUAAUCCAGGGGUUCCCAAACUUUUCCAGGGCAAGGCCCCCCAAAUGGCAUUAACAUUUGACUGAGGCCCCCCUUUUGCAAGAUGUCUUUAAAACACAUUAAAAAUACAGACUCCUGAAUAUAUCCCCCUUUUUUUUUAUUAAUAAUUACAUCUUAAAUCUUUACAUUACAUUAGGAAUUGAUUGUGUGUGUGUGGUUGUCUGACAGUGAGAAAGAGAAAACAUACUAGUGGGAGGGAUGGGCACACCAAAUUGUUGAGGCCCCCCGGGCACCCCCUGGCCUCCACUUUGAAAACCACUGCUUUAAUCCUCUCUGCUACAAGUUACUUCAGGCUUUAAUAACAUAUUUUACAAUCCAAAGUCAAAUCCUUCAGCAUCUACAAACAACACAGAGAUAUCAUCACAUCAUCACACUGUUUACACAAACACACCUACAUGUGUUGUAGCUGUUUAUAGCUUAUUUUUUAACUCCUUUUUUAAUCUAUUUAUUCAGUGUGUUUCUGCUCAUCAUGGCUUCAUUAAUUUUUUUGUAACAUGACAUUCUGUCUAGUAUUUUGUAACAUUCAUUUCUACACAGAUGAUUGAUUCACAGUUGUAAUAUUGAUUUAAUCCUUUUUUAAAUAAAAAAAAAAUGUUCCUUGUU
This is a messenger RNA of Ictalurus punctatus (channel catfish), 3783 nucleotides long. RefSeq names its product NLR family CARD domain-containing protein 3. NCBI's taxonomy places the organism in Eukaryota, Metazoa, Chordata, Actinopteri, Siluriformes, Ictaluridae. The coding region runs from base 728 to 2992 and encodes 754 amino acids. Gene Ontology annotation, molecular function: protein binding. The record is from RefSeq and is a predicted model, not a curated record. The transcript has 9 exons.